Molecule: messenger RNA, 1362 nt
Organism: Hordeum vulgare subsp. vulgare (domesticated barley)
Lineage: Eukaryota; Viridiplantae; Streptophyta; Magnoliopsida; Poales; Poaceae
Product: B-box zinc finger protein 20-like
Exons: 3
Coding region: 297-1049 (250 amino acids)
Biological process (GO): photomorphogenesis; regulation of DNA-templated transcription
Cellular component (GO): nucleus
Molecular function (GO): zinc ion binding
Source: RefSeq, a predicted model, not a curated record
AGCAUAGACCCCCCUGGUUCCAUCUUCCAAAGUCAAAAUCCCCAUUGCCCAAGCAACAAGGCCUCUCAUCAUUUUCUCUCCUUUUCACCUCACCGCCAACGGUGACAUCUCCAUCCCCAGAGUACACGCACCGCGCUCUCGAUAUAUAAACACCUCUCGCGUGCAAGUGCAACAUCUCUGACCGAGAGAGCCCGAGAUACUGGACCCGUGACCUACCUUGCCCAUCUCUCUCUCUCUCUCUCUCUCUCUCACCGGCCCCCUCCAUCUCUCGCGCGGUCGAUUGGCGAGAUCGUGCCAUGAAGGUGCAGUGCGACGUGUGCGAGGCGGAGGCGGCCACCGUCUUCUGCUGCGCCGACGAGGCCGCGCUGUGCGGCGCGUGCGACCGCCGCGUCCACCGCGCCAACAAGCUCGCCGGCAAGCACCGCCGCCUGUCCCUCCUCGACCCGUCUCCAUCCUCCUCAUCAUCGCCUUCCUCAAAGUCGCCCCUAUGCGACAUCUGCCAGGAGAAGAGGGGGUUCCUGUUCUGCAAGGAGGACAGGGCGAUCCUGUGCCGGGAGUGCGACGUGAAGGUGCACACGGUCAGCGAGCUGACGAGGCGGCACGGCCGGUUCCUGCUCACCGGCGUGCGGGUCUCGUCGGCGCCGGCGGAAACCCCCGCGCCGUCGGGUCUGGAGGAGGAAGAGAACAGCACCAGCCCCUGCGACGCCGACGACUCCUGCAGCGGCGAUGCCAGCGCCAGCGCGAGCGACGGCAGCAGCAUCUCCGAGUACCUGACCAAGACGCUGCCCGGGUGGCACGUCGAGGACUUCCUCCUGGACGACGCCGCCGUCGACGUCUCCUCGAACAACAAGCCGUAUCAUCAGGGAGGAGGGCAGCAAGAAGGGUACCCGGCGUGGGCGGGCCAUGGGCAGGUGAUCGGUGGCGUGGUUGUCGCCGCGGGUGAGCGGGCCAGGCAAGAGCUGUGGGUACCGCAGAUGCACGCAGAGGCGGGGUGGGCCGGCAGCAAGCGACCUAGGGCGUCGUCUCUCGGCUCCUCCUCCUACUGGUGAAAACGUGCGCUUUCCAGUACCAGUACUAGUACUAGUAGUAGUGGAUAAAUCGGCGAAAAUCAGAUAAGAUGAGAAAAUGACAUGGACCAUGAAUUUUUUGUUUAGUACUGUAUGUAGUUGCUCGCUUUGAAAUUUUCUGCGUUUUGUAUUGCUUCCCGAAUGUUGUCGCUUCUGAGAGUCUUUGGGAGCUCUGGAUCGUUAGACUGUCUGAAUUAUAUUAGGCAAAUACUCCAACGCUACCGCAUAAGACGUCCGUUUUGUCCAAUUUAUGACUAUAUAUACAUAAAACAAGGGACAUACUUAUUUUGGUUUC